Ailuropoda melanoleuca (giant panda) is the source of this 2670-nucleotide messenger RNA. RefSeq names its product solute carrier family 43 member 1 (gene SLC43A1). Gene Ontology annotation, molecular function: L-amino acid transmembrane transporter activity; neutral L-amino acid transmembrane transporter activity. The coding region runs from base 372 to 2051 and encodes 559 amino acids. Gene Ontology annotation, biological process: transmembrane transport; neutral amino acid transport. Lineage: Eukaryota; Metazoa; Chordata; Mammalia; Carnivora; Ursidae. The transcript has 15 exons. The record is from RefSeq and is a predicted model, not a curated record.
AUGAAACUCGACCUAGGGGGAGGGGAAGAAAAGGGAGCCCCCGCCCCUACCUCGGGGCGCAGCCCGGGACGAGUGUAAAUACAAAGCUCAACUCAGUGGAUCCACUUGGUCUAUGCCCCACCUCAAGGAUCCCGGGUGCCCGGCGGGUUCCCAGCCCCCCGACUUCAUCCGAGGGGACAGAGGAGGCAAGACCACCAGACUGCGGCGCUGAGUCUCCGAGGCGGCCCGGCCCCGGCGAGCGGAGAAGUUCAAGCGCCGGUGCGGUUCGCAGCCGGGCCGGCGGGACAGCGGACGCCGAGUGUGGACGCGCCCCGAAGGCGCUGCGCUCCCCAAGGCGUCGCGUCCGCGGCUGCGGGAGGCUCGCGGCCAGCAUGGCCCCCACGCUGCAGCAGGCGCACCGGAGGCGCUGGUGGAUGGCCUGCACGGCGGUGCUGGAGAACCUCUUCUUCUCGGCUGUGCUCCUGGGCUGGGGCUCCCUGCUGAUCAUGCUCAAGGAGGAGGGCUUCUAUUCCAUCAUGUGCUCAGCUGAGAACACCACCAACGUCACACAGGAAGAGCAGCGCAAGUGGCUGAGCUGUGACGGCCAGGAAGAGAUGCUCAACCUGGGCUUCACCAUCGGCUCCUUUGUGCUCAGCGCCACCACCCUGCCGCUGGGGAUCCUCAUGGACCGCUUCGGGCCCCGGCCCACGCGGCUGGUCGGCAGCGCCAGCUUCGCUGCGUCCUGCGCCCUCAUGGCCCUGGCCUCUCGGGACACCAGAGUUCUGUCUCCGUUGAUAUUCCUGGCGCUGUCCCUGAAUGGCUUUGGUGGCAUCUGCCUAACGUUCUCUUCACUCACGCUGCCCAACAUGUUUGGGAACCUGCGGUCCACGUUCAUGGCUCUCAUGAUUGGCUCCUACGCUUCUUCUGCCAUCACGUUCCCGGGAAUCAAGCUGAUCUACGACGCUGGCGUGUCCUUCAUGGUCAUCAUGUUCACCUGGUCCGGCCUGGCCUGUCUCAUCUUUCUGAACUGUGCCCUCAACUGGCCCGGCGAAGCCUUUCCUGCUCCUGAGGAAGUCAACUACACGAAGAAGAUCAAGCUCAGCGGGUUGGCCCUUGAUCACAAGGUGACAGGCGACCGCUUCUACACCCACGUGACCAUCGUGGGCCAGCGGCUGAGCCAGAAGGCCCCCAGCCUGGAGGAGGGAGCUGACGUCUUCAUCUCAUCCCAGGAUGUGCGUGGUGCCUCAGAAAGCCGUCCUGAGAAGUCCGUCCCCUUCCGCCAGAGCCUCUGCUCCCCCAUCUUCCUGUGGAGCCUCCUCACCAUGGGCAUGACCCAGUUGCGGGUCAUCUUCUACAUGGCGGCCAUGAACAAGAUGCUGGAGUACCUCGUGACGGGGGGCCAGGAGCACGAGAUGGACAUCCUGAGAAAAAAGGCGGCAGAGACAGUUGGGUUCUACUCCUCCAUCUUCGGGGCCAUGCAGCUGUUGUGCCUUCUCACCUGCCCUCUCAUCGGCUACGUCAUGGACUGGCGGAUCAAGGACUGUGUGGAUGCCCCCAGUGAGGGCACCGCCCUCGGAGACGCCAGGGAUGGUGUGGCCACCAAGUCUGCCAGACCUCGCUACCGCAAGAUUCAGAAGCUCACCAAUGCCAUCAACGCCUUCACCCUGACCAACUUCCUGCUGGUGGGGUUUGGCAUCACCUGCCUUAUCAGCAACUUACACCUCCAGUUUGUGACCUUCGUCCUGCACACCAUGGUUCGGGGUUUCUACCACUCAGCCUGUGGCAGCCUCUACGCUGCAGUGUUCCCCUCCAACCACUUCGGGACGCUGACGGGCCUGCAGUCCCUCAUCAGUGCUGUGUUUGCCCUGCUCCAGCAGCCACUUUUCAUGGCCAUGGUGGGACCCUUGAAAGGAGAGCCCUUCUGGGUGAAUCUGGGUCUCCUGCUCUUCUCGCUCCUGGGCUUCCUGCUACCUUCCUACCUCUUCUACUACCGUGCCCGGCUCCAGAGGGAGUGCGCCACCUACUGGGGGGGCCCUAAGAAGGUGCUUGGCAGCUCUGAGGUGACCGCGUAGACCUCUUGAAGCCAAGGGACCUGGGCGACAGGCAGCCCAGGCCUGAGCAACCAAAGGGAAUGCCUCGUGUGGCUUUUCUACCUGUAACAUACGCACAGAGCUGGGCCGUGGAUUUAUAAAUACCAAGAGAAGUUCUAUUUUUGUAGGGACUUGCUAAAAGGAAAAAAAAAAAAAAACACCUAAAAAAAAAAAAUUUCCCCAAAGCAAUGCUCCAUUGACUGAAGACAGCCCCUGUGCUAGAAGGAUUGGGCCUUCUUCCUUCUCAGACUGGCGGAGACCAGGAUGUGGGGCUGCCCUUUCUCUGGGCCUUCAUCCUAGGGGUCUGCCUCCUGGUGCCUCCCAGGGGCUUGUGGGAUCAACAAACAGGCGAACAGGCUACCCCUAGGGUUCCAGCUAUGCAAUGCCCAGAGCGUGCGUGUGUACGUGUGUGCGUGUGCGUGUGUGGGCGUGUGUGUAUGAAACAACCUUCCCCUCAGGGGAAAGGGGCCUGAGGUGCUCGCUGUGUCUUGGAUGGGGUUUUGGGGGGUAAGCCCCUUCCAGGGGCCGGAGGGCGGGUUCCCUCCCUGGUACUGCUUUUUGCAGGUCUUAGAGGAAAAAUAAAAAGGGAAGUGAGAGACUA